GGGUGUGGCCCGGAGGACCCGACUAAAACACAUCGGAGAAGGCGUGGGGCGCUCCUCUCUGCCUGCCGGUCUCUUGAGAACUCUAGACGCACCAGUGGGAAGUGUCUAUCGAGGCGCGCUUAAUCGCCAGAGCUCAUUUGCCUCGGUCGAAGGCCUCAAAUCUAAAGCCCAAAUCUCGAAUUCAAACCCAUCUUUUGAAUUUGUGCUCUUGUUGGAAUCGUUUCCUCGAUCAAUUCAUCUCUUCUUUGGUCAACAGUUGAAGAUCAUCGUCGCUGAGAACGGAAAAGCGAUCUCAGGGCACAUCGAGGAUAUCUCAUCUAAGGCAAAACUUUGGAACUUGGAUCUUUGUGUGUUGGAAGUUGGAACUUAACCAUACAUGAUGUGAUCCAUAAUUAUAAGACAAAUGGGCAAGAUUAGUUUUCAUAUUGUCAAGUAUUCUUUUGAAUAGAGGGUGGGCCUUGGAUCCACGGUAAGGUUGCUGCUUUGUUACUGGUUGGUCUUGGGUUUGAGUCCAAGGAAACAGCCUUUCUGCAUAAAGGCUGGGGUAGGGCUGCGCACAGUGUGAUGACCCCCCCACCUCUUGGCAGAGCAGGGAGCUUUGUGGCCUGACGGCACCCCGUUUUUAACCUAAAAAAUCGUAGUUUUGGUGGUCAAAGAAAUAAAAAGGCAUAUUCUCAACUUUGUUUUAGUUCCAUUUGGACGCUGUGAGAUGGCGGACAAAUCCUGUAUUAAGCGCCUUCAGAAGGAAUACAGAGCACUUUGUAAAGAACCAGUUCCACAUGUAGUUGCCCGCCCUUCCCCGAAUGACAUUCUAGAGUGGCAUUAUGUGUUGGAGGGCAGUGAAGGAACUCCUUUUGCAGGUGGAUAUUACUAUGGAAAGAUCAAGUUUCCUCCAGAGUAUCCAUUUAAACCUCCUGGGAUCAGCAUGACUACUCCCAAUGGACGAUUUAUGACACAAAAGAAAAUAUGCCUUUCUAUGAGCGAUUUUCAUCCAGAAAGUUGGAACCCAAUGUGGUCAGUUUCAAGCAUUCUAACUGGGCUUCUGUCAUUCAUGAUGGACAACAGUCCUACCACUGGUAGUGUUACAACUACUGUUGCCGAGAAGCAACGCCUGGCCAAAACCUCUCUUGCUUUCAAUUGUAAGAACACUACAUUCAGGAAAAUGUUCCCGGAGUAUGUAGAGAAGUACAACCAGCAGCAGCAGCAGCAGCUGAUUUCUGAGCAGCUCGCCUCGGAGCAGGUAUCUCCAGCACCACGCCAGGAAGGUUCCCAGCCCUUGUUGGAGAAGCUUGGAAAAUCUAUGCAAGAGGAACACCCAAAAAGAGUAGAAACUGUGAGGGACAAAGUAAACAAGAGGCAGCCAAUCCCAACCUGGAUGCUGUUGCUGCUGUUAUCUAUCUUUGGCGUUGUGAUGGCACUCCCCCUGCUUCAACUUUGAUAUCUGGAUCACAAAAGUGGAGAACCUCACAAAGUACUAUAGGAAAUACAGGCCUUUGCAAUGUGGGAGAGUUUUAUUUUAUCUUAAAAAUGGUGUUUUAGGGUUUUUCAUGUAUCUAACAGAACUUUGUAUAGCAGGCGACACAGGAGGGUCAAUUGGAUAAUCAACUGUUUCUUUUUUAUUUGAUGUUUGCAGUCAGUUUGGCAACUUUCAGACAUGACAUGCAUGUUAUGUCCAUCUUUAGUCGCUGAGGGUUUCUAUUUGGUAAAAUGUCAGAUGGUUUUCUUUGCAGAAA
This is a messenger RNA of Malania oleifera, 1733 nucleotides long. Its product is annotated as probable ubiquitin-conjugating enzyme E2 33. NCBI's taxonomy places the organism in Eukaryota, Viridiplantae, Streptophyta, Magnoliopsida, Santalales, Ximeniaceae. The record is from RefSeq and is a predicted model, not a curated record. The coding region runs from base 710 to 1438 and encodes 242 amino acids. The transcript has 12 exons.